AUGAGGAAGAAGCUCGAUACUCGUUUCCCAGCUGCGCGCAUAAAAAAAAUAAUGCAAGCUGACGAGGAUGUUGGCAAGAUCGCUUUGGCAGUGCCUGUCUUAGUUUCAAAAGCUUUGGAAUUAUUCUUACAAGACCUUUGUGAUCAUACAUAUGAGAUUACACUUCAGAGAGGAGCCAAGACUGUGAACUCGUUGCACCUGAAAAACUGUGUGGAAAGGUACAAUGUGUUUGAUUUUCUGAGGGAAGUUGUGAGUAAGGUGCCUGACUAUGGCCAUGGACACGGUAACGGUCAUGGACAGGGUGAUGUAACCAUGGACGAACGCGGUGUCUCCAAGAGAAGGAAGCCUGCGACUGAAGAAGUUAAUGACAGCGAUGAGGAAGUAAAGAAAACCAAAGUGGUGGAGACGGGGCAAGCAGGACCCAGUGGAAGAGGUAGAGGCAGAGGGCGUGGGAGGGGACGUGGAAGAAGUGCUAAAACAGUGGAAAGAGAGCUUCUUCAUCGCGAGAUGGAUAUAGAGCCAGCCAUGUUGUUAGCACCACUAUCGCAAGACAACGAGAAGAAGGACGUGGAUGACAGGUCUGACCACCCAAAGCAAGAGCUGCAAAGUCCAAAAGAAGGUAAUAAUGAGACAAACUCAGGGUUGUUGGGUCGGGGUUUUGAUCUGAACGCACAGUCGGUCGACAUGGAGAUAAAGCCGCUGGAAGCCACAGCCUCAGGAGGAACGAAACCAGAGGAAUAUCCGGGUUGGUCAAUCUCGGAUAUGAGCAAUAUGGAUCCACUGCAGCUUGCAAGUAUGGGUAAGAGGUUAGACGAGGAUGAGGAAGAUUAUGACGAGGAGGAAGCUUAG
Microthlaspi erraticum is the source of this 849-nucleotide messenger RNA. The record is from the annotation of a GenBank genome assembly. Lineage: Eukaryota; Viridiplantae; Streptophyta; Magnoliopsida; Brassicales; Brassicaceae.